GAGACAAUAUCUAUCCCUCAUUUCACCUCCGAGGGAGUGUCUGCUGUGACCAAGUGUGCUGUGCUGGCUCUGAUUGGUUACUGGCUGCUGUCCUUCCUGCUGCGGGUCACUGUGGCGCUUGUGCGGAGAGUGUUCUGGCUGAUUAAAGCAACUGCAGUGCUGUGGCUGUUUGUGCGGAUCGUCAGUGACCCCCUCGCCCCCCCUGAGGUCACCACAAUGAGACUCACCCUGCUAGUGCUCGUCUGCGCUGUGUUUGGAGUCGCUACGAGCGGCGGAGUAGGAGGAGGGAGUCUGGAAACCCGAAUCAGCAGUCUGGAGGGUCGAGUCAAAGGCAUGGAAAAGAAGAAAAGAGAGUGAUGAGCAGAUCAAAACAAGUAUACGGAUACGGACUCACGACAACAGAAGGAUGAGGACUCAGGGAUGACUUUCUGAGUGUUUCAUGUAACUUUCAAGCAGCCUUAAGAGUAUUUAUGUCUGAUUUAUCCUGCUUUGAAUAUAUUGCAUAAUUCACUGGACCAGAAAAGGAAUAGCUUUAUUUUCUCUGUAAAGCAAGAAGACAAAACUCCAUCAGACAGCUCUGUGAAUUUCAUGUGGUAUGAUUAAAGCUAUUCUUGAAUGUUGCCUGUUGCUCUAAUACUGUCAUUGCAUGAACAUUUUAAUGUUCAGUUCAACUGUACAACAAUACGAAAUCAACACAAUGAAGACACUGAUUAGGGAAACGUAUUAGGAAUGUACUGGCCUUAUUUGAGACAAUAUGGAUAAAAUGUAUUAGAUUUGCAUAUAACUAUCAUGCCUGAAUAAAUCUGGAUAAUUUGCCUU
Molecule: messenger RNA, 819 nt
Organism: Pimephales promelas (fathead minnow)
Lineage: Eukaryota; Metazoa; Chordata; Actinopteri; Cypriniformes; Leuciscidae
Source: RefSeq, a predicted model, not a curated record